This is a messenger RNA of Cannabis sativa, 4482 nucleotides long. Its product is annotated as protein TONSOKU. Gene Ontology annotation, biological process: response to DNA damage checkpoint signaling; epigenetic regulation of gene expression; meristem structural organization. NCBI's taxonomy places the organism in Eukaryota, Viridiplantae, Streptophyta, Magnoliopsida, Rosales, Cannabaceae. Bases 256 to 4173 code for a protein of 1305 amino acids. The record is from RefSeq and is a predicted model, not a curated record. Gene Ontology annotation, cellular component: nucleus. The transcript has 20 exons. Gene Ontology annotation, molecular function: protein binding.
AAAAUACAUGAUCUCUCCCCUAUCAAAAUAUAUCUCUCUUUUUUCCGCACCGCCAGAAAAAGUGUUUGGCGGGAAAAUCAUUAAGCCCUCAAAAAAAAAAAAAAAAAAAAAAAAGAAAAAAAACAGGGACGGGGAAGAAGUUCAAAUCAAACAAAGCAGCAGCUAAAGAAAGCCUAAAAAGUCUCCAUUACCCGUAAUUAACACAAAAUCGAAAUUUUUUUGCUUCGAAAUUGUUCAACGCCUUCUCACUCGAAAAUGGCUCGCGAUGAUACACAACUGAGAGCGGCGAAGCGUUCGUACCAGAGCGCCAAGCUGGAAGGGAACCACCAGGAGGAGGCCAAGUGGGCUAACGUUGUCGGCCAUAUCUUGAAGGACCGAGGAGAGUAUGUGGAGGCUCUCAAAUGGUUUCGUUUCGAUUACGAUAUCUCUAUCAAGUUCUUGAAUCAGAGACAAUGCCUCGCUAGUUGCCAGUCUCUCGGUGAGGUCCAUCUUCUUCUCAAGCAGUUCAAAGAUGCUCUUUUCUUCCAGAAAAAGCAUUUAGAGCUUGCCAGGGAUGCGUACGACAAUGUUGAGCAGCAAAGGGCCAACACCCAGUUAGGUCGUACCUAUUAUGAGAUGCUUUUGAAUUCUAAAGAUGAUAAUCAGGUAGUGCUGAGUGCCAAAAAGUAUUUUAAGUCAGCUAUGGACCUUGCACAAGUUCUGAAGGAGAACCCACCUUCUAAUACUUGUUCUUUCUUGACGGAAUAUAUUGAUGCACAUAACAAUAUGGGAAUGCUUGAAAUGGAGCUUGACAAUUUUGAGGAGGCUCAAAAGAUCCUGAGUGAAGGAUUAAAGAUAUGUGACGAAGAAGAAGUGACAGAACACGAUGCUGGGCGUAGCCGGCUCCAUCAUAACCUUGGGUUUGUUUAUAUGGAGUUAAGGGAGUGGGAUAAAGCAAGGUUUCACAUUGAAAAGGACAUUUUGAUUUGUAACAGUAUCGAGCAUUGUCAGGGAGAGGCAAAGGGGUACAUCAAUCUUGGUUUAUUGCAUUACAGAAAUCAGAAGUAUGAUGAGGCACUUAGGUGCUACAAAAGGGCACGUGAUCUUGCCAAAACAAUGGAAGAUGAGGAUUCCUUAGUUAAUGAAAUUGAUCAAAAUAUUAAAUCUGCCAAAGAAGCUUCAAAAAUAGAGAAGGAAUUGAUAAAUGAAGAGCAGAAUCUUAAGAAGCUUAUUAGAGUUUUAACCACUGCAAGAGGAACGCCUCGAGAAAGAAGUUGCCUACUGAAACAAGACACUUCUCUUAAUUGUCUAAUCGAUAAAGCCAGAUUAAUAACUUCAUGGUCAAAGCUUCUUAAAUAUGGAAAACAGAAGAAGAAGAUAUCCAAAGAACUUGGUGACGAAGAAAAAUUGAGUGAUUCAUUUUUGUUUAUUGGAGAAGCAUACGAGAACCUCAGAAAAUUCAGCAAAGCUAGUAAAUGGUACACAAAGAGUCGAGAAACAUACAAGUCAAUUCGCAACCUAGAGGGGCAGGCAAUGGCUUUACUUAAUAUUGGCAAUGUUUUGGAUAGUGCUGGUAAUCUGAAAGAAGCAUUGAAAACAUACGAAGAAUGCUAUAGGAUUUCCCAUGAAGCUAAACUAUAUUCUAUUCAGCUUAAUGCUCUGGAGAAUAUGAAUUACAUCCACUUGAUAAGGUCUAAUGACAUCAAUGAGGCCAGUAAAUAUCAGCUUCAAAUUAAAAAGUUGAAGGAGUCGGAAGAUAAAGAGCUUGAAAAACAAGAUAUGGUGGAGAAUUACUGCUCAGAAUCUGACACUGAAUGGAGCGCUCAUAUCUCAAGUGACAGAUCAAAUGCAUGUGACUCACCUGACACCUUGGCUGGCAUAGAUGAGAUGAGUGAUGAUGCACCUUUGAUUUCACUUAUUCAGUCCACGAGGAGGUCGCCCAAAAUCAAGCCAACUUAUAUUGGAAAACAAAAACAAUCUUCAAAUUUCAAUAAACUUUCACCAAAAGGUUCCGCUAGAUCAAUCAGUAAUCAGGAGACCAUUGGUCGUAAACGUGUUCGUGUAGUGCUUUCUGAUGACGAGGAUGAAACAUUUGUUGAAGUGGAGCAUUCUAAUGGCAGGACUCUGAGUUACCAAGCAGAGGAUGUUGCUACAUCUGAUGAAUUUAAAAAUAAAAGUGAUGCAGUCAAUCCUGGUUGUAUGAUUCAGGGUGUGUCAGGAGUUGUUUCCAAACACACAAACAGGUCCUACACUCCUGUUAACAUUGAAGAAAGCUCCAGUUCAUACAAAAAUACAGGUCCUUUUGUUUCCACUCAACAUGACGAAGGUCAUAGAUCUUCAAGUACUAAAGAACAUGAUCAAUGCGUUGCAGUCAAGGUUGACACAGAGCUGAUACAUGUUGAAGCUGAAAAAUUUGUGGCUACAGAUAAAUUGAGUAUUGAGUCUUUGAAGGUUGAAUUGGCAUGCUUAUACUACUUGCAACUUCCGGUUGGAAAGCAAUCAGAAGGUUUGCUUCCCAUAAUUCACCAUAUAAGAUGGGGCGAUAGAGUGAUAGAAUCCUUGGAAGCAAUUGAAACUAUAAAGGAUCAAAUGGGAAAAGUCUUGGUUGAAGCUUUCUUAGAUGGAUGGGUUCAAAAGCGUUUGAUAAAACUCUACAUAGAUGGCUGCAAGGAGGUAUCAGGAACACCCAAUUUGAAGUUGUUGAAGAAAUUAUAUGAUUUAGAGGUUUCAGAUGAUGAAAUUUCUGUAUGUGACUGUGAAUUGCAAGACUUAUCAGUAACCCCUUUGCUCAACGCCUUGCAAACCCACAGAACAUUUGCAAUGUUGGACCUCUCUCACAAUGUAUUAGGAAAUGUAACUAUGGAAAAACUGCAACAAGUAUUCACAUCCUCAGGCCAAAAGUAUGGUGGGUUGACAUUGGAUCUCCAUUGCAAUCGGUUUGGUCCAACUGCUUUGUUUCAGGUUUGUGAAUGUCCUUCGCUAUUUGCUCGAUUGGAAGUCCUUAAUAUGGCUAGUAAUCGCCUCACUGAUGCUUGUGCAUCCUACCUAUCAACUAUACUGCAAAAUUGCCGAGCCCUUUGUAGCUUAAACGUAGAAGACUGUGCCAUAACGUCUAGAACAAUUCAAAAGGUUGCUGAUGCCUUAGAUGCUGGGUCUGUCCUUGAACAAUUAUGUAUUGGACAUAACCCUGUCUCUGGAAAUGCCAUCGUUAAUUUACUGGUCAAGCUUACUGCCUUGAAAAGUUUUUCAAAAUUGAGUCUGAAUGGUUUGAAGCUUAGCAAGCCUGUAGUUGAUAGCCUUUGCCAGCUUGCUAAAACCUCUUCUUUGUCAGCAUUAAUGCUUGGAAAGACUGGUAUUGGAACUGAAGGGGCUUUAAUGAUUACGGAGCUUAUGUUCAAUGGGACUGAUGAUUCUGUAAAACUUGAUCUGUCAUAUUGUGGACUUACACCUGAAUACAUUUUCAAAUUAAAUGCUGAUAUCUCCAUCAUUUGUUGCAUUCUUGAGCUCAACCUGGCAGGAAAUCCCAUUACACAGCAGGGCACAGGGCCUUUAUCAUCAAUGCUUAUGAAUCCUCAGUGUUGCCUGAAGGUUUUGGUGUUAGAAAAGUGUCAACUUGGUGUUGGUGGAAUUCUUCAAAUACUUCAAGCUUUAGCAGAUAACAACUCUCUCGAAGAUCUAAAUCUUGCUGCCAAUGCUGACACUGAUCAACAUAAUACUCCACAACACGCCACAACAACAAAAGAGUGCACCACAGAGAUCGUGCAACCAAAGACUAACAUAAUCGAAUCUUCUCCCAUGAUGUGUACACUGCAGGAAGUUGUACCUACUCAACAGGGUUUCCCCCUCGAGAGCGUUGAUUUAGAUCAGCUCGAAGUUGCUGACAGUGAAGAUGAUCAUACUAAAGUUGAAGCUGCGGCAUCUGGAAUUGAUGACAGCUGUGCAAGUUCAUGUCAAAGAAACUUAUCUCAAGAGUGCCAACUUAUUCAAGAACUUUCCACUGCCAUCAGAACGGCCAAGAAGCUGCAAUUACUGGAUCUUAGCAAAAAUGGUUUAUCAACAAAGGCUGUAGAGUUGUAUGCGGCAUGGUCAAGUUCGAGGCCUUGUCCUGCUUAUAGGCAUAUUAAGGACCGAACAAUACAUUUGUUCACGGAGGGUAAGAAAUGUUGCAUAAGAUCCUGCUGCAGAAAGGAUUGACUCUUUUAUCUGCUAUUGUUGGAAAUGGUCCAACAGUUUUGUUACAACUGACCUGGUGAAUAAAACUAGCUAGCAUUUUCUGAGUUGCCAUUAUAUUGUUCUUCCAUGAUGCAUGUUGCACUGACACAUAUGUUGCUAUUGUAUAGAUAAGGCUUAGUCCGAUUAAAUCAUAGAUUAAUUUUUUUUGAAUUGCAGUUCGUCUGUGUAACAGACUUAUAACAGUAACUAGUUUGUAUUCCUUCCAUCAUGUAUAUUGUAUAGGCCUUAUAAUUAUUGAGAUUUUAAUGACAUGUUUACUAGCUUAAAUUA